AUGGUACACUAUUCAAAGUUUGACCAAGCAUGUGACUCUUCUGCUUUGCUGGGAUUGAUUAUAAAUAUUGACAAGUUUGAUCCAGCUCUAAAAAAGGAUGCUGUUGAUGUACGUAAUUCUGUAAGAAAUCCAUGGGCACAUUGUGAUUUCUCUGAGUUGGAUGCUACAAAGUGUCCCAAUUCUUUUCAACUGAUGAAAAAACUAGUGAAAGACCUCAAACCGGAACUAGUGAAAGACCUCAAACCGGAAAUAAUGGAAGACUUUAAACGGAAAUUCAGUGAAGAAAAGUUAAAUACAUGUAUAGAGGAAAUAGAAAAAUGGGAAAUGAAUGGUGUACGUUUUGUGAGUGGAAAUACUCAUGAUCCGGAAUUAGUCUACGAAUUACAUGAACAAACCUGUAUUCUUGCUGAAUAUCUGAACUCCUUAACAAAAACAGACUACGAAAUCAAGAGGAUCAAGAAUGCCCUUGCAAAAUUUAAAAUUAUCUUUCGUAAAAUAGGAAGACUAGAGAAAGGAUUUUCUGAAAUGAAGAAAGACAUGAAAAAGGGAUUUACUGAAAUAGACGAAGUAAGUAACGAAUUAGAAGAACAUGUUAUCAAGUGUCCCUAUCAUCAUGGUCAUGGUCAUGGUGCCACUAACCUUCAAAUUAUUGAAUGGAAAGAUCAAGAUCUCUUGUUCGUAGAAACACCUGUUGUAAAAGCUAUUUCACAGAUCAUAGAAUCAGAAAACAAGGUCUUAAUAGUAGGAGAACCGGGUAUUGGUAAGACCAUCCAAGUUUUCAAUGAACGAACACAGCUUAUAUCGAUUUCUGAUCAAGGUAGAAAAUUCACUAUACCAAUAUCCAAGAACGUUGAAAAUGAAUACUUUGAGAGAAUAAAAAAAGAUUUAGAACUUGGAAAACUGGAUCAAUCUUUUGGCAAUGCACAUAUGAAGCACGAAAAAUAUAGAAAUAAAUUUCUAGAGGUAUUAGAGUCAAUAAACAUCAAAGCCCUUACCAAUGAUCAAACUAUAUUACAACAAAACUUUAUAACAUCAUGCUUUCGAGGAUAUUAUGGUAUAGUAAAAUAUUUCAUUUUGAAUUAUGUCGAUUUAAACAAAGGAGAUUUGUACAAUACACCUUUAACAGCUGCUUGCAAAGGCGGAAAUGAAAAGAUAGUACAGCUACUUAUAGACAAAGGAAGUGAUGUUAACCAGGUUGAUGGAAACAGAGAUACACCUCUGACCGCUGCUUGUAGCGCUGGAAAUGAGAAGAUAGUACAGUUACUUAUCGGCAAAGGAGUUGAUGUUAACGAGAUAGAUGAUUUGGAACACACACCUCUGGUAGCUGCUUGUAGCAAAGGCAGUGAGAAGAUAGUACAGUUACUUAUAGAGAAAGGAGUUGAUGUUAACGAGGUUGAUAGUGUGGGAGAAACACCUAUAACAGCUGCAUGUAUAAGAGGACAUUAUAAGAUAGCACUUCUCCUUAUAGACAAGGUAGCUGAUGUCAACCAGGCUGAUAGUGAGGAAAGAACACCUUUAACAGCUGCCUGUGAGGGAGGCAAUGAGAAGAUAGUACAGUUACUUAUAGACAAAGGAUGUGAUGUUAACCAGGUUGAUGGUGUGGGAGAAACACCUCUGACAGCUGCGAGUAAGGGAGGACAUUUUAAGAUAGAACGGCUCCUUAUAGACGAGGAAGGUGAUAUAAACCAGGUUGAUAGUAAGAAACGAACACACCUUACAGCUGCCUGUGAGGAAGGCAAUGAGAAGAUAAUACAGCUACUUAUAGACAAAGGAUGUGAUGUUAACCAGGUUGAUGGUAACGGAGAUACACCUCUGACAGCUGCAUGUAUCAAAGGCAAUGAGAAGAUAGUACAUUUACUUAUAGGCAAAGGAUGUGAUAUUAACAAGACGGGGUUGAUGGGACACACAUCUCUGCUAGCUGCAUGUGGCAAUGGCAAUGAGAAGAUAGUAAAGUUUCUUUUAGAAAAAGGAUGUGAUGUAUACAAGGAAAGUAUUAUUGGAGAGACACAUCUAAUAGCUGCUUGUAAGGCAGGAAAUGUGAAAAUAGUAGAGUUACUUUUAAACUCAGGAUGUGAUGUUAACCAGGUGAUGUAUAGGACAAACUCACCUCUCCUAGCUGCUUGUAUCGAAGGUAAUGAGAACAUAUUACAGCUACUUAUAGACAAAGGAUGUGAUGUUCACUGGGAUGGUAAUUUGAUAGAGUCACCUCUAACAGCUGCCUGUGAGAGAGGAUAUGAGAAGAUAGUACAACUACUAAUAGACAAAGGAUGUGAUGUUAAUAAGGCUAAUGGUAUGCAAAUAACACCUCUGGAAGCUGCAUGUAGCAAAGGAAACGAGAAAAUAGUAAAAUUACUAUUAGAAAAAGAAUGUGACACUAAGCAGGCUGGAGAUACGAGACCCCCACCUUUGGUAGCUGCUUCUACAGAAGGAAAUGAAAAUAUAGUAAAAUUACUUAUAGACAAUGGAUUUGAUGUAAAUCAGAAUGGUUGUCAAACAAGGGGACCCCUGACUGCUGCUUGUGAGCAAGAACAUGAAAAGAUAGUUCAGUUACUUAUAAACAAAGGAUGUAAUGUUAACAAAGUUGAUGGUUUGAUGGAGACCCCUCUGACAGUUUCAUGCCAAUAUGGAAGUUCGAAUAUAGUAAAAUUACUUAUAGACAAUGGAUGUGAUGUUAACCAGGUUGGUGGAAUGUGGGAGACACCUCUAAGAGCUGCCUGUCGUGGAGGAAAUGAAAAGAUAGUGCAUAUACUUUUAAACAAAGGAUACGAUAUUAACCUGGUUGAUGGAGUAAAUAAAGAUACACUUAUCACAUAUGCGUGUAUGAGAGGAAAUAAACAGAUAGUACAGUUGCUUUUUGAACAGGGAUGUGAUGUUCUCUAUGGAGGCAGUAAGGAACAAACAGCUUUAAUAGCUGCUUGUCAGGAAGGGAAUGAGCAGUUAGUAAAGUUACUUAUAGACAAAAGAUGUGAUGUUAACCAGGUUGGCUGUUCUGAGACACCUCUGACAGCUGCUUGUAGGACACUCCAUACAAAUAUUAUACAAUUACUAAUAGACAAUGGAAGUAAAGUAAACCAAUGUGAUGGUAAGGGAAAGACACCUCUGACAGCUGCUUGUAGGACACCCCAUACAAAUAUUAUACAAUUACUAAUAGACAAUGGAAGUAAAGUAAACCAAUGUGAUGGUAAGGGAAAGACACCUCUGACAGUAGCUUGUUCUAAGGGAAACAAGAAUAUUGUACAGUUACUUUUAGAAAAUAGUUGUGAUGUUAAUCAAAUUAAUAAUUUGAAAGAGACGCCUCUGACAGUCGCUUGUUCGGGAGAAAAAAUACAGAUAGUAGAGUUGCUUAUAAGCAACAGUUGUAAUGUAAAUCAAGUUGUUGGUACGAAACAUACACCAUUGACAGUUGCUUGUUUGAAAGGAUAUAAAAAGAUGGUAAAAUUUCUAAUAGAAAACGGAAGUGAUGUUAACCAGGCUGAUGAUAUGGGAGAGACACCUCUGACAGCUGCUUGUAAAAAAGAAGAUGAGAAGUUAGUACAGUUACUUAUAAAAAAUGGCUGUAAUGUUAACCAGGUUGGCGGUAUGAAGCAGACACCUCUGACAACUGCUUGUUUUAAAGGAUAUGAAAAGUUAGUAAAGUUACUGAUAGAGAAAGGAAGUGAUGUUAACCAGGUUGAUGGUAAUGAAGAGACACCUCUGACGAAUGCUUGCAAGAUGGAAUAUGAGAAUCUAGUACAGCUACUCAUAGACAAGGGAUGCGAUGUUAACAAGUCAGAUGGUAUUAAACAUACUCCUUUGACAGAAGCUUGUUUGGAGGGACAUGCUGAGAUAGUAGAGUUACUUAUAGACAAUGGCAGUCAUGUUAACCAAGUGGAUGAUAGUAAAGAGACACCUCUGACAAUGGCUUGCGCUAUGAGAUAUGAGAAAUUAGUACAGUUCCUCAUAGACAAAGGAAGUGAUGUUAACAAGUCAGAAGGUAUUGAACAUACUCCUUUGACAGAAGCGUGUUUGGAGGGACAUGCUGAUAUCGUAGAGUUACUUAUUAAAAAUGGCUGUGAUGUUAACCAGGCAGAUAGUGAAGAUUUUACACCUCUGGCAGCAGCUUGUUAUAAUGGAAAUGAGGAGAUAGUACAGUGCCUUAUAGACACUGGAUGUGAUGUUAAACAGGAUGUCAGUACUGAGUAUACACCUCUUACAGCUGCGUGUAGAGUUGGAAAUUUGACAUUAGUACAGUUACUUAUAGACAAUGGAUGUGAUAUUGAUAAGGUUGAUCGUACAGGAGACACACCUCUUGCAGCAGCUAGAGAGAACAGACAUGAAAAUAUAGCCCAGUUACUUCUAGACCAAAGGUGUGAUGUUAGCAAGGUUUAA
Messenger RNA from Mytilus trossulus (common blue mussel), 4368 nucleotides. RefSeq names its product serine/threonine-protein phosphatase 6 regulatory ankyrin repeat subunit B-like. Gene Ontology annotation, biological process: protein localization to ciliary inversin compartment. The record is from RefSeq and is a predicted model, not a curated record. The transcript has 6 exons. The coding region runs from base 1 to 4368 and encodes 1455 amino acids. Lineage: Eukaryota; Metazoa; Mollusca; Bivalvia; Mytilida; Mytilidae. Gene Ontology annotation, cellular component: ciliary inversin compartment. Gene Ontology annotation, molecular function: protein binding.